AUGGCUGACCAGGCUGCAAGAAGUUUGCAGUUUGAAUACAACAUUAAUUCAAAUCUGGUGAUGACUGCUGAUCGAUCGCUCAUUGAUCGGCGGUCUCGAGAUGAAUCCACUGGUGAAGUUCUUACACUUGCUGGAAAAAUUCGAAUCGAAGAAAUGGGCUCUAAAGCACAACGCACUAGACCUAGCAUGCUUGAAGAAAAAAAGGCCAAACGUCGAAAGCAGGAAGAACAGGAGUAUGAUGAAAUGAAAAUGAAGGGGUCUUCUCUUCUAACCGACGAUCUUGAGGAGAUUUCUGGUAUUUUGUACAGACCCAAAACACCAGAAACUCGUAAAACUUAUGAAUACAUUCUUCAUUGUAUUCAAGAAGCACUCGGUGACCAGUCGCGAGAAAUCCUUUGUGGUGCUGCCGAUGAGGUUCUGGCUACAUUAAAAAGUAAUAGACUAAGGGACAAAGAACGGCGUAAGGAAGUAGAAAGUCUAAUUGGUCCAUUAGCAGAUGAAAGAUACAACAUUAUUCUAAGCCUUGUUAAAAAAAUAACCGAUUGGAAAGAAGAUAUUGAGAAAGUUACUGAGGAGAACAUUGAUGAGGCCUAUGGAGUUAAUGUUCAGUUCGAGGAAUCAGACCCAGAGGACGAAGAUGAUACUCAGUUUGAAAUCAAAGAGGGCGACGAGGAUGAUAUGGACGGCGAAGAAGCAGGUGAAGAAAUGACCCUCCAAUCAAAGUCGACUGAUGGGGGAUUUGAAUCAAAAAGUGAUAUCGACUCACUUCACCCGCGGGACAUUGACGCCUUUUGGCUUCAAAGAAAUGUUUCAAAACAUUGCAAGGAUCCAGUCUUGGCUCAGAAAAAGGCUCAAGAAUGUCUUGAUAUUCUCGGGACAGCCACCGACGAUCGCGAUUUGGAAAACCGUUUAGUUAGGUGUAUUGGCUAUGAGCAAUUUGGCUUCCUUCGCGUGCUUCGCCGCUAUCCAGCAAUGAUCCUACAUUGCACCCUUUUGGCUCAAGCCCAGUCUCCCCAAGAACGGGCUGAAUUGGAAGCGAAAAUGAAAGUUGAUCCAAAGCUGGCUUUGAUUUUAAAACAGUUGCGUGAAACAACUGGAUCAGGUGAUAAUGUUGCAGAUGAGCGGAGCCGCAAGGCUAGUCAAAGGGUUGCUCGUUUGCGCGAAACUGCAAAGGGUGAUGUGGACGGAGAUAAAAUGUCAUCUGAUGAUGCAAAAGGGGUCGUUGCCAAUGCCAUUGAUUUGGCUAGUUUAACGUUUUCCCAGGGUAGUCACUUGAUGGCAAACAAACGGUGCCAACUUCCAGAAGGUUCUUUUCGAACUCAGAAAAAGGGCUAUGAGGAAGUGCAUGUGCCCGCUCUUCGACCAAAGCCGUUUGAUCAAGACGAAUCCCUUCUAAAAAUUGAGAAACUCCCUGCCUAUGCAAAACCAGCCUUUGAUGGGUUUAAGACACUUAAUCGAAUUCAGACUCGUUUGUACAAUGCAGCUAUGAAAACGGAUGAAAAUCUUCUACUUUGUGCACCUACAGGUGCAGGCAAGACUAAUGUCGCUCUCCUCUGUAUCAUGCAUGAACUUGGACAACAUAUCAAUGCCGACGGUAGCAUUAAUAAGGAUAAUUUUAAAAUAAUCUACAUUGCUCCGAUGCGGUCUCUAGUUCAGGAAAUGGUUGGCAAUUUUAAUAAGCGUUUGAGCAGCUACGGUAUCAAGGUAGACGAGUUGACAGGUGACCAUCAGCUGAGUCGGCAACAGAUCAUAGAAACGCAAGUGAUCGUCUGCACUCCAGAAAAGUGGGAUGUGGUAACACGUCGUGGCGGUGACGAACGUGCUUACAUUAACUUGGUACGCCUCAUAAUCUUCGACGAAAUCCAUCUAUUGCACGAUGACAGAGGACCGAUCCUCGAAGCCAUCGUCGCUCGGACCCUGCGCGCAACCGAAGCAGUAGCAGCUGGUGGUAUCAGUGCCUCGGGGGCCAGUGUUGCCAGUCCCGACAGCAUCCGGUUGGUCGGGCUCAGCGCUACUCUGCCAAACUAUGCUGAUGUAGCAACUUUUCUCAGAGUUGACGUCGACAAAGGACUGUUUUACUUCGAUAACAGCUUCCGUCCCGUUCCACUGGAGCAGCAAUACAUUGGUAUAACUGAAAAGAAGGCGGUGAAGCGUUUUCAGCUGAUGAACGAGAUCGUAUACGAUAAAGUGGUGGAACACGCUGGUCGCAACCAGAUCUUAGUUUUUGUGCAUUCGCGUAAGGAGACGGGCAAGACAGCGCGCGCUGUACGUGACAUGUGUCUUGAAAAAGACACCUUGGGCCUCUUUAUGAAGGAUAAAAACGCUUCCACCAUGGUCUUGCGUCAGGAGGCCGAGCAAGUAAAAAAUACUGAGCUGAAGGACUUAUUACCUUACGGGUUUGGUAUGCACCACGCUGGCAUGAGUCGCGUGGAUCGCACCCUCGUUGAAGACCUUUUUGCCGAUCGCCACAUACAAGUACUUGUAUCCACUGCCACUCUCGCAUGGGGUGUUAAUCUGCCCGCGCACACAGUCAUAAUCAAAGGAACUCAGGUAAGAAAGGCUUGUUGUUGGUACGAUGAUUGGUUUCCUUCGACGAAAAUGUAG
Mesocestoides corti is the source of this 2604-nucleotide messenger RNA. NCBI's taxonomy places the organism in Eukaryota, Metazoa, Platyhelminthes, Cestoda, Cyclophyllidea, Mesocestoididae. The record is from the annotation of a GenBank genome assembly.